Physcomitrium patens is the source of this 2344-nucleotide messenger RNA. The record is from RefSeq and is a predicted model, not a curated record. NCBI's taxonomy places the organism in Eukaryota, Viridiplantae, Streptophyta, Bryopsida, Funariales, Funariaceae.
GCGCGUGCAUCAUUGAUGAGUGAGUAUAGCCGCGAAGCCACGGCGAUCCUGGGCACCCUUGGUCCCUUCUCCUUUUCGGGAUGCACUCUUCGUGGCCCUUGCGCCAAUCAAGCCCAAUUUCGUCGUAAAUAACGUAGUAUUGACUUCAUGCGAGGGCAGUGACUCUGGAGGGCGGUCGACCUAUUCGACUAGAAGGAAGAAGGCUUAGACCGGGGACGGUAGUCGUCGUCUGUGAAAGGGAACUAUCAAACUACUAGGAGGGAUACAGGGUUGGAUUGUGAAUGCUAAGAGGAGGGUUGGCUAUUAGAGAAGGAGAGGUGUUUUCGAGCUAUGGCGUCUCGUCGGGCUGCAAUUUUGGCCCGUAGAGGAGCUAGCUGUAUUUCGUCAUCGAGGCGGGGCGGGGCUAAACCUGUAUGCUCCACCGGGGAGCUUUUGGAAUGCAGUUUCCAAAGUGGAGAGUUCUCUGCGGAACGUAGGUUUUCUACAGUGCCUUCCUUCAAUGGGCGUGUCGAACGUGCGGCUGAUCUUUCCUCAAGGUUCACUCUCCAGUCUAAAUCUCCAACGGUGCCCAAGAACUAUUCCAGAGGACAAAAAUCAUCUCUACAUGCUUCAAGUGUUAACUCUGUCAUGGAAAUUGGGAUGCCAUCACUUUCACCGACCAUGACCCAGGGUAACAUAGCUGUUUGGCGGAAGAAAGAGGGAGAUGAAGUUGUCGCGGGAGAUGUUCUGUGUGAAAUUGAGACGGAUAAGGCAACACUAGAGAUGGAAUCUAUGGAAGAUGGAUUCCUUGGCAAAAUUCUAGUUAAAGAUGGAGCGAAGGACAUCCCAGUCGGCCAGGCUAUCUGUUUGAUGGUAGACACAAAGGAGGAAUUGGAAUCAAUUGGUGACUACAAGCCUUCAGGUGGUGGUGGUGAUUCCUCGCCGCCACCAAAGAAAGAGGAGUCAACUCCAUCUCCUCCUCCUCCUCCCUCUAAGAAGCAAGACAAGUCUGAACCUACACCAUCGAAGCCUGGUCAUGCUACUCCAAGUCCUCCAUCUGGUGGAAAUCGUAUUUUUGCAACUCCUGCAGCGAGAAAGUUUGCGGAGGAGAAGAAAUUGUCCUUGACUAGCAUCGAGGGGACAGGUCCAGAUGGAGGAAUCGUAAAGGCUGAUGUUGAGGCGUAUUUAGCAUCAAAACCUUUUCCUUCAGAAAAGUCAGUGUCUAGAACAGACCAACAUGUUUCUGGUGGAGCCCCACCGAAAGGAGUUGCUCCAAUUGACGAUUUGAGCUACACUGAUAUUCCAAAUACUCAGAUCAGAAGGAUUACAGCGAAACGUCUACUGCAGUCAAAGCAAACCAUACCUCACUACUAUCUUAGCCUUGACAUACGUGUUGACAAGCUUCUUCAGCUACGAGGUGAUUUGAAUGCUUCAUUGGAUGCAUCGAAGAAGAAGGAUGCUCCAACCAAGAAAUUGUCGCUAAACGACUUCGUCAUUAAGGCUGCAGCCUUGGCACUGCAGAAGGUUCCAGAAGUCAAUAGUACCUGGACUGAUGAAUACAUUAGGCAGUACCAUAAUGUCAACAUCAGUGUUGCUGUCCAGACUGAGCACGGACUGAUGGUCCCUGUUGUUAAGGAUGCGGAUAAGAAGGGUUUGGCCACAAUUACAGAGGAUGUGAAGACAUUAGCAGGCAAGGCCAGGUCGAAUACAAUGAAGCCCAGUGACUACGAGGGUGGAACAUUUACAAUCUCCAAUUUGGGAGGACCUUUUGGGAUUAAACAAUUUUGUGCUAUCAUCAAUCCUCCUCAAGCAGCCAUUCUUGCUGUUGGGACUACUGAGAAGCGGUUGGUGCCAGGACUUACACCAGAUCAAUAUGACGUCGGCACUUUUAUGACUGUUACAAUGAGCUGUGAUCAUCGUGUUAUUGAUGGUGCUGUGGGUGCACAAUGGUUGGGAGCGUUCAAGUCCUAUAUUGAGGACCCUGUUACUCUUAUGCUGUGAGGAUGCUCCUAUUACUAUAUUCUGUCAGCAGAACUGGGCUACUUUCUUGCUGUAGUAAUCGAUAGUCAUGUGACGUGAUUCAGCGUUACUGCUGUCUUGGGAAGCACUUGCAUAAUCUGACUACGAUUAGUUUACCAGAGCUCUUGUGCUUGGCAUGCCGACUGGUAUAGAAUGCUUUUUUAAUAAAAUUAUAUGAAGGCGCCUAUCAGUUUAAGUACAUUGUACCAAACAAUGAGGACGAAUCUGCUAGAUGAAUCUUCUCUAAUACAUAUUUUCAUAGGUAUUCAUCAACCCAUGUCAUCGUACAGCGCUAUGAUGUGGAAGUUAUAUUUUUUUAGUUGGGAUUAUCUUACAAGGCUGGGUA